GCGCCCCCGCCCGCCGGUGCCUCGGGGCCUGUGGCGGAAACGGCUGGUCUGGCUGUGCUUCUACGGACAGCCGGGGCUAUCGAUCUAUCUAUUACAUUUGUACACCGCCCCAAACUUUCGUCUCUGGGCGGUUGGACCAGGAACGUGCUCGCGGGGAUGGAGCGCUCUGCAGGCUUCCUGCUGGAGUCUUUCUGCCUGGGCCCCCCAGCAAGGCUGUAGGGGCCGAUGGGGAGCUGCUGCUGUUGUGCCAUGGGGGCUCAGGGCGGCCGGGAUGCCUCUGCGGGCUCUCCCGGGCCUGCCCCCGAUUCCAGCGUGCAUGCUCGCUCUGCUAACAGGUGCCCCCCGCCCCAGUCCUCUCCAGUGGGGUGAUGCUCUUUGGGCUCGGGAGUCCCUCUGGGUCUGCUCUUUCGGCCUGUUGAGCAGGCCCAGCUGUGCUGUCUGAAGAUGUCCUGGCAUGUUUGCCAAUGCCGGCUUGCCUCAGAGUGCCUGCGGCUGGUUUUCGGGAUGCUCUACCCUGCCUACGCCUCCUAUAAGGCUGUGAAAACCAAGAACAUCCGGGAAUAUGUGCGCUGGAUGAUGUACUGGAUUGUGUUUGCCCUCUUUAUGGCGACCGAGACGGUUGCAGAUACCUUCAUUUACUGGUUUCCCUUCUACUACGAGAUCAAGAUGGCGUUUGUGGUGUGGCUCCUGUCCCCUUACACCAGGGGGGCCGUCCUCUUGUACCGCAAGUUCAUCCAUCCCACGCUGUCCCACAGAGAGAAGGAAAUUGACCUGUUCAUCCUCCAAGCCAAAGAGCGCGGCUACGAGACCCUCGUGAGGUUUGGGAAGAGGAGUCUCAACGUAGCCGCCACAGCGGCUGUCCACGCGGCCACAAAAAGCCAGGGUGCCCUGGCUGGCCGUCUCCGCAGCUUCAGCAUGCAGGACCUGCGCUCCCUCCCAGACACGGCCCCUGUGCAUUACUCUGACCCCCUCUACCUGGAGGAGCAGGAGCUGCUCCGGCGGCCGAUAGGACACGGGACAGCGACUCCCCCACAGCUGCCCUCGGAGGACGAGGAGGAGGACUGCUGGUCUGACUCCCAGCUCUCUCCGGCCACCAGGGGCCGCAGCAGGGAGCCCUUGCUUCCCAAGCCGCUGGCUAGGAGCCAGAGCCUUCGCCUGGCCAGGAAGAAGCCCCCGGCCAAAGAGGGCUCCGCUCGGCUGGUGCGAAGCCGCCCCCGGAAGAAGGUGGUGGAAGAGAACAGCUAGGCUGCUUCCCGAGGAACUCCUGGGCCAGCCGCGGGAACUCCUGGCCACGGCUGGCGCAGGGAAGGGUUGCGGGGGACCACUGUGCCGCUUCACAGCUUGUAGGGUUGUCCCUCCUUGGGGCCUGUGCAGACCACCUUCUUCUUUUUUAGUUCAGCACUUCUCAGUUGCACUUUGGCAGCCGAGGGAGACCUCCUCCCUGGCUGGGAGAGAAGCCUGCUCUGAGGGCUGGCAGCCUGUCUGCUCCCGUUAGUGCAGGAGCCCUUCCCUCUGCCUGCCUGCCAGCCCGCUCUUGUGCCUUAUCGAGCCUGGGGGCUCUGCCUUCUCUGCCGAAGAGCCUGUCCUCGGGUGGGUGGGUGGGGUGGACAGCAGCGAGACUCUUGCCUCUCCACACACAGUGUGCCGCUCAGCCUGUGCCAGGGCCUGGUUGCCCUUCUCGGAAAGCCAGUUCAGGGAGGGGCUGCCCGGCCAUGGCAGGAAGAGCAACGCCCCCCGCCCCGCCCACACGCCGGAGGUGGUGGGUGCUGCCAGCUGAGCAGACCUUUGCCGCGUCCUGUGCAGCAGCUGCGGCCUGCAGCCGGGGUUCCCUUCUGGCCGGGCCCUGCAGUGACCACAGCAGGACCAAAGCAAGCAGGGGCCUCCCUUCGCUUGAUGUGCCUUCUGCCCUGGGUCUGUGCUGUGUCGCCACUCAGCCAUCUUCUCUCCUCCCUCUACGAGAACACUAACGCAGCUGCUUGGAGGCUUGACUCUGGACUUGAAUUUGAGGGCACUUGUCGUUUUUAGCAUAUUUUAGAAAUAAAUGUUUCUCUUGUGCCGUGGGCCAUUCUUAAAUCCA
This is a messenger RNA of Hemicordylus capensis (graceful crag lizard), 2077 nucleotides long. It is a transcript of the gene REEP4, whose product is annotated as receptor accessory protein 4. Gene Ontology annotation, biological process: endoplasmic reticulum tubular network organization. The transcript has 8 exons. Bases 445 to 1245 code for a protein of 266 amino acids. NCBI's taxonomy places the organism in Eukaryota, Metazoa, Chordata, Lepidosauria, Squamata, Cordylidae. Gene Ontology annotation, cellular component: endoplasmic reticulum tubular network; endoplasmic reticulum membrane; cytoplasmic microtubule. The record is from RefSeq and is a predicted model, not a curated record. Gene Ontology annotation, molecular function: microtubule binding.